This is a messenger RNA of Carassius carassius (crucian carp), 1355 nucleotides long. Its product is annotated as receptor activity-modifying protein 2-like. Gene Ontology annotation, cellular component: cell surface; membrane; signaling receptor complex. The record is from RefSeq and is a predicted model, not a curated record. Gene Ontology annotation, molecular function: coreceptor activity. The transcript is spliced from 5 exons. Gene Ontology annotation, biological process: G protein-coupled receptor signaling pathway; regulation of G protein-coupled receptor signaling pathway; protein localization to plasma membrane. Bases 74 to 589 code for a protein of 171 amino acids. Lineage: Eukaryota; Metazoa; Chordata; Actinopteri; Cypriniformes; Cyprinidae.
GCUAACCCACGUCCAUUUAUUCACCCAAUAGCUCCCUCACUCACUCUAUGUAGUUGACAUUCAUAAUUUCACAAUGCUUCAUCUCUCUGGAUUACUUUUGCUUUUGCUGGAUCCAUCUAUGAUCUGUGGUCAAACGACGCAAGAUAACAGAAUAGUAUUUGAAGAGAGACCCAAUGUCACGUAUGAGGACAAUGAGAAUUUUCAGACUCAAGAUUCUCAAAUUAGCUACAGUCACUGUCAUGAAGAGGAUUUGAAGUAUAAUGUUGGAUGGUGCUGGGAGAGUUUCAAUGAGAGCAUGAGUGAACUGAGCAAGGACAAUUGGUGUAAUAUGGAGAUAGUGAUAAGAAACUACAACAAGUUAACUGAGUGUAUUGAGUAUGAAUGCAAUUUGCUGGAGUGCUUCUACCCUAAUCACGUGGUGGAGGAGCUGUUUGUGAGGAUACACCAGCAGUACUUCAGUUCUUGUAACAAUGAAGAGGAUUUACCCGACGCCCCGGCUGGAGUCGUGCUCAUAUCCACACUGCUGCCUAUCCUCCUCAUACCCUUCAUAGUCUACAUCGUGGUCUGGAAGAGUAGUUUAAGGGACUGAAUGCUUUUGCCUUAUCCUGGAUGAGUUAAAGUGAUACUUCGUCAAAUCCUGUCAUCAUUUACUCACACUCACAUCUGACACCUGUAUGACUUUCAUUCUUCUAAAGAAGAUAUUUUGAAGUUGUUGUUUGGAUGUUCUUCCAAAUAGAUUUUCUUGUGUGUUUUGCAGAACAGAGGAUUGAAAUGAGAGGAGGUUGAGUAAAUGAUGACCCAGUUUUUUGUUUUUGAGUGAGUGGUUGCUUUAAAGUAAACUUUGAAUAUACAAAGUUCGUGUGGUUCACAAUGAUGUAAUUACUGUAAAUAAAACACGCAGUGGGUGUGUGAAUUUUCAACACACUCAUGAUUGAAUGUAUAACAGAUGCACGAUUUGUGAUCAUGAUAUGAAUAUACUGUGGCUUACUAAAAAAUACUGAGUGUCCUACAUAUCCUGCUAGACUUUUUUCGGGUGUUGUAUGUCAGUUUACAGCUAUUAAUUGAAGUUUGAAAAUGCUCAGCAACUUGUUCACACACGUGUAAACCUAAAGAACAUUAAACUAAAUAUUGAAGCCUUAUUUAUAAUGUAUUAUAAUCAUAUUUGUAAUGGCAUGAAUAAUGCCUUAUAAAAACCAUUAUAAUCUGUUGCAUCAUCUCAUGAGUCUUACCUGCAGUUAUACAUUACAAUACCUAACAAUUUUUGUUUAUGCCUUUUAAAAGCAUAAUGAUUUAUAACACACAAUGAACACAUUAUAUACAAGUUACAAUGCAUUAUGGUUCCCAUAGUUAUAAUG